This is a messenger RNA of Trypanosoma rangeli, 1635 nucleotides long. RefSeq lists its product as uncharacterized. Lineage: Eukaryota; Euglenozoa; Kinetoplastea; Trypanosomatida; Trypanosomatidae. The transcript has a single exon. Bases 1 to 1635 code for a protein of 544 amino acids. Gene Ontology annotation, molecular function: protein binding. The record is from RefSeq and is a predicted model, not a curated record.
AUGGGGCUGCAUGGUACAGAGCCGCAUGGCAGGGCAAUGUGGCGCUCGUUGUUUCUCCCCCUCAGGGAACGUGUCGUGUUCGCGUCCUUCAUUACGAUGUUGUGCCCGCUUCAAUCGCCGCAGCUGCAGCCAGGGCAAUUCUCGUGUCGGGAGGCUUCCUCAAGUACGGAUUUUCAGCCCCCCACCACAGCUGGGAGGGCUUACUCCCCCGAUGAGGACGGGGCUGCCACGCGCUCGCCCCUCUUUGCACUUUGCGGGGAACGGGCAGACGCCAUCGUCUGCGUCCUUGCGGACGGCAAGGUCGUUUUUUUUGACCUUACAGAUGAACACGAGGGGCCGAAGGAAAUUCGACGAUUCUCCACAAGGAAACUGCGUACUUGCACGUCAUACAAGGCGACGUGUGCCUCCAUCAUCCCUUUAGAAGUGACGUAUAUGUGCCGUGUUUCGGCGGUGACACAACCGACGACAGCCCCGCCGCUUUCAGGAAGCAGCUGUAACUCAGCCAUCUUCAAACCAGAACCAACUGGCUCGGAUCGAGCAAUGUACCUUCGCGGAGUUGUGGGUUCGAGCGAUGGCAGCGUCGAGGUCUUUUCUGAGCAUGGGUUCGUGUUUGGGUUCGUUGCCCAUGACGUACCUGUGGUGGCGGUGGCCGCCAUUUACACCGCGGAGGACGAGGAUGCAGUUCAACGUCAAGAGGUAGCCAGCAAAAAGAGGGAUUUCAAGCUAUCCCCGGGAAGUGACAACCCGGGGUGUCAGUUUGAGAUUUCCAUCGUGGGCCUGGGGUUCGUCACGUGCAGCUCCGACGGGGUGGUUUAUGUAUGGAAGAGAGACGGGCUUGCAAUUAAGCCCACAAUGUUUGAGAAGAGCGCAUUUCCCUCGCGGACGUUUAAGUGGCACGUGGUGCAGCCCUCCAGUCGGGAGUGGCUGCUAAGCGGUAUGGGGGCGGCGCGGACGCCGCUGGUGGUACAUAUCACCCCAGGCAUGGUACACGAAAUCCGUGUGCGCAGCAGUGUGACAUUUAGGGACGUUGAGCCACGCAUCAAGCUGCCGGGAUCUCCCUUUUCUCGUACCACGGCUAUUGCAGCUGUGGAGAAUUUAGCCCUUGUGGCGCGUGGUAAAAAAGUGUACCGCGUCAACUUUGCCGAGUCCCGGUGUGAGCGUAUCCUCACGGCUCUUCACACGGUGACAGGCCUGUACCUUAGUAGAGCUGGCCUCGCCGUGGCCACCUGCGACAGCGGCAGCAUGCUGUACGUCCUAUCCCUGGACCCCAUGUCAGUGCUUGGCCGUUACUACGUCCGUGGAGGUGGCCCUUUGUACUCCGUCUCGCUGCAUCCGGACUCACACCUCUUGGCGAUUGUCUCCGGCGAUGGGACCGUGGAGGUGGCAUUGAUGCCAGAGGCCUGGAACGAUGGUGCUGCCAACAAAGUUUACACCCGCAGCGAUGUCAUGAACUCGAUUCAGGCAGCCAGAGCCCUUUACUGCCUUGUAGGUAUGCAUAAACGGCAUGGUGACGCGUCGUACAACGCAGCUGAUGUAAUGUUGCAGGCUGCCGAAUACGAGUCGUUGCUCUUGGCGCGCAUGGCAGUCCCGGAGGGGACGUUGCGUUAUCUUCACCCCGCCACUGAAAUUGCAUAA